AUGAGUUCAACAGCAUUCCAACACCAAGAUGCGCCUCAGUCAGGUGUCUCCCUUGCGACACCGCCCAAACCAAAGGCUAUAGAGCUCAAUGGCGCUCCGAUACCUACACUUUCAAACCCACAAGACCAGGAGCCGCCUUCAACAGAAACGCUGCUGAAUACAACUGGUCCUGCUGACAGCUCCGCCACGACAACUGCAAACGACAAUAUGACACUCGAUAGACCCCUUACGAAUUCUACAAAUAACCACACGGCCAAGACGAAGACGACGGUCGAAGAUGAAACCCCAAUCACAAAAGUCAUCCAUUUCUUCGCUACGGCGACCCCUGGCUCCCUUGCUGGAGUCGCUGUCGGGUUCGCUGCCUUUACAUAUAUCACCAUGGGACGUUUAGGACUCGUACUCAUUGGCGCAUUCGGCGGAGUAGCCGGGUUCAUAUCAUGGGAAGCUAGGAAUCCCGAACUUGCCAAGAUGGUACGAGGAGAGCGAGGCAUCGACGUUAUAGACCGACUAUUGGAGGCUAAGAACAACCGAGUUGCUGAGAAGCGAGAGGACAGCAGUGAUGAUGAUGAGCCUACCAUGAAAAACUUUGACGAAUUCCGACCCGAGACUCGCGAGGCCCUCGGAGGACUCGUUGAUGCCGUCAUCAAAGAUUAUGUGAAAUGGUGGUACAACCCGAUUGUUCCUGCGGACCAUUCUUUUCCUUUGGCUUGCCGUAAGACGCUCACAUCUUACGUCCUGUCCGUCUCGAAUCACCUCGGCCGAAAGCGCCCCGCCGAUACCUUUCUCGAUCUUCUUACCAACUCAUCCUCCAUUAUAAUUGUCUUUAUGUCUGAGCUAGCGUCCGCCUUUUCUGAACUCCCUCCAGACAGUAAUAUGACCGCUGCAGAUGCCGUCUAUAAUUAUCUGGCAGCGAACCCCGACUGCCACUUGGCCAAUCUCGUAAACCAACGUCAACAGGCCUCGAAAUUCAAAAUGGUUGCCGAAGACCUUCUCGGGUUUCUGGACCGAAACUCGUAUAAUUGCGACCCUGCCCGUGUCUUCCUACGGGAAAUCCUCGCAAACUCGGUUCUUGAGCAAACACUGCACACUUGCAGUCAAGCCGAUUGGAUCAACGGAUGGAUUGUAUAUCUGCUGGAGGCCGGCGAGCCUGACCUCAACCAGGCAAUUGAUGUCGGCAUGAAACGCGCACCUGAGCCGAGUAUGGCAGCAACCAAUGUUUUUGCUGACCUGGAUGGCAACGUCGGAAAUAUUGGUAUUGCUAAGCCUGGGCGCAGUUCACUAGAAAAUGAACGGGCCCGGCGCAAAGAACCCCUUGGUCACAAGAAGAAAUUGAGCAAGGCAGAGGAAGAGAUGGACGAAGCGAUGCAAGAAAUGAAGCGCAUGAACGAAUUGAUUGCUCAAGAAGAAGUCCGACGAAAGCGCGCCUCAAUGGCUUCCAUGCAAGAACCGAGCGCACAUAUCGCCAAAGACGAGAAGAGAUUGUCAGGUGCCUCAGAAGUUGCAUCCCCGGAAGGGUUCUCUUCCCAGACUCCCCUCACUCCUCGAUCACCAAUGGACUCUUCAAGUCCCGAGUCGUCUCCCCGCCGGUCGGAUGGCACUCGCUUCACUAGUUUCGACCAAAUUGUACCUCCUGGGCAAGUGGCAGAUGACGGAGAUGAGGAGGCACCUAAGAAAUCACCCCUGACUCUCCACAACGCGACCCUCACCCUUCACGAUGAUACUCCUGGUGAAGCAACCCGCAUUCGCAACAAGCCUAACUGGGACUACUGGGUACAGGUCGAGCCUUCUGUGACUGCCUAUCCUGGGUGGAUGAUUGUGAGGCGAUAUGCUGAUUUUGAGACACUACAUGAGAUUCUUAGGCGGAUUGCCACGAUCUCCGGCGCAACUGCUUUCACUGAACUUCACAAGGACUUGCCCGACUGGAAGCUUCACACUCGUGAGUCUCUUCGCGGUGAGCUAGAGAGGUAUCUUCGGGACGCUUGUUGGUAUCAGAGCUUGGCCGAAAGCGAGGGAAUGAAGCGAUUCUUGGAAAAGUCAAAGGGACACACGCAUAGUGAAUCUAAAGCAGGCUUUGGUUGGGAGUCAAUGGGUAAAGGCAUGCUGGACGCGCUUACCACAGCGCCCAAGGGUGCUGUAGAGGGCGGCAAGAGUUUCGUUGGAGGUGUUACAGGAGUCUUUGGCAACACAUUUUCUGGCCUCAGCAGGAAGUCUACUCAGUCAGUAGAUCUGACGGCCAACUCUAGUCGGCUUUCUAUCUCAACCCCUCCUGCUCAGCUUAGCGGCGCGCGAUCUCCCGUUCGCUCAACUCGAGAUAGCAUGGACAGCCAGCGCUCGUCUAUUGUAUCCCUACAGCCAGGGAAGAUGCCUCCUAUGGAACGUCGCCCAAGCUACCAGUCGCAGGGCGAGUCAGAUGCAGACGGUCGAACAAGUCGCUCUGAACGUAAGGAGUCGGGCUCAGCAUCGGCGAGUGCUCUUCCUAGUCGGGAACACAGUCGUGCGCCCAGCCUUGCGCAACUGCGAUCUCCUUCCGCAUUGAGCCUCGAUUUUAGUAAGCUCCCGCCUCCACCCGAUCAGAUCGCCGACGACUACGGUCUGCCCGAAAACCACACCGACAUGCAGUGUAGUAGUGCCAAGGGUCAGCCGCAGGAGCGUAAAACAUCUCAAGAGAUUCCCACGCCUCCUCCUUCGGUCACAAGCGGCAAGAGGGCGUCUCUAAAGCCUGCUAAGCAAUUCACCGCACUUUCGGAGCCUGAAACCCGUGUGGCAGUAGAGCUUCUGUUUGCUGUGAUCAACGAGAUGUACACGUUGUCUUCGGCGUGGAACAUUCGUCGUACUCUGUUGACUGCUGCCAAAUCAUUUCUCCUCCGUCCAGGUAACCCGUCACUUUUGACAGUGCAGUCACUCAUCCAAAAGUCCGUCAUCGACGCCAAUACGUCCGAUUCGGGCAUUGCGGAGCAACUGCGCAAGGUCCGCGAGAACAUGAUGCCGACAGAGCAGGAGCUUGCUGCCUGGCCAGCCGAGCCAACUGCCGAUGAGAAGGAACAGCUUCGCAUCAAGGCUCGUCGACUCCUCAUCCAGAGCGGUCUCCCAGCUGCUUUGAUGGGUGUGAUGGGCCAAGCCGCGACAGGUGAAGCACUUGGCAGAGUUUUUGAUUGUCUUCAAAUCGAGGAAGUCGCAAGAGGACUCCUCUUUGGUCUGAUUCUUCAAGUUGUCCGAAUCGUGACACACUAG
This is a messenger RNA of Fusarium poae, 3231 nucleotides long. RefSeq lists its product as uncharacterized. Bases 1 to 3231 code for a protein of 1076 amino acids. The record is from RefSeq and is a predicted model, not a curated record. Gene Ontology annotation, cellular component: intracellular membrane-bounded organelle. NCBI's taxonomy places the organism in Eukaryota, Fungi, Ascomycota, Sordariomycetes, Hypocreales, Nectriaceae. Gene Ontology annotation, molecular function: phosphatidylinositol binding. The transcript has a single exon.